GGGCCGUUUGGCGAUCUGAUUUUUGCUGUUUCGCUUCAGCGCGGAACGUAGGCCUGUCCUGGGGGGGCCGGUUUAGUUUCCAAGACCCCUGCCUUCGAGGGAGGAGGCACCUUGCCAGGUCGUCAGGCCUGGUGACAGCCUUGCUGUCAGGUUGCAGCAUCCUUGAGAGAACCCUGGCUUUCUCGGUGAAGGCUUCCUGAGAGCUGCUUUAGGGCCGCAGAAGGGUGACCAGCGUUGGGUUGACUGCAGUUGUGCAUUGCGUAUCGGAAAUGUUGGGAGGACAUAUACGAAAUUUGCAUAAGACAGCUGUGCAAAAUGGAGCUGGCGGAGCUUUAUUUGUGCAUAGAGAUACUCCUGAGAAUAAUCCAGAUACACCAUUUGAUUUCACACCAGAAAACUAUAAGAGGAUAGAGGCAAUUGUAAAAAACUAUCCAGAAGGACAUAAAGCAGCAGCUGUGCUUCCAGUGUUGGAUUUAGCCCAAAGGCAGAAUGGGUGGUUGCCUAUCUCUGCUAUGAACAAGGUUGCAGAAGUUUUACAAGUACCUCCAAUGAGAGUAUAUGAAGUAGCAACUUUUUAUACAAUGUAUAAUCGAAAGCCAGUUGGAAAGUAUCACAUCCAGGUCUGCACUACUACACCCUGCAUGCUUCGAAACUCUGACAGCAUAUUGGAGACCAUUCAGAAAAAGCUUGGGAUAAAGGUUGGGGAGACUACACCUGACAAACUUUUCACUCUUAUAGAGGUGGAAUGUUUAGGGGCCUGUGUAAAUGCACCAAUGGUUCAAAUAAAUGACAACUACUAUGAGGAUCUGACGCCUAAGGAUAUUGAAGAAAUUAUUGAUGAGCUCAAGGCUGGCAAAAUUCCAAAACCUGGACCAAAGAGUGGACGCUUCUCUUGUGAGCCAGCUGGAGGUCUUACCUCUUUGACUGAACCACCCAAGGGACCUGGCUUUGGUGUACAAGCAGGCCUUUAAUUUAUAUUCAGCUGUAAAUAUGGCACUGGAGAAAUAAAAUAUGAACUUAUCUAUAUAAA
Carlito syrichta (Philippine tarsier) is the source of this 1030-nucleotide messenger RNA. RefSeq names its product NADH:ubiquinone oxidoreductase core subunit V2 (gene NDUFV2). Gene Ontology annotation, molecular function: NADH dehydrogenase activity. The transcript has 8 exons. The record is from RefSeq and is a predicted model, not a curated record. Gene Ontology annotation, biological process: mitochondrial electron transport, NADH to ubiquinone. Bases 270 to 971 code for a protein of 233 amino acids. NCBI's taxonomy places the organism in Eukaryota, Metazoa, Chordata, Mammalia, Primates, Tarsiidae.